AUGGGUAGCCGUUACUUGGGUGGCUCGGGUCCGAGACUGACUGUGUGGAUCUCCAUAGCAGCAUCGACAGUCCUGGUCUUCUAUGGUUAUGACCAAGGUGUCUUCGGCAAUGUUCUUAUCAAUGAGGAUUUCUUACGUACUGUCGGUUAUCCAUCAGCUACGGCUAAGGGAACAAUGACCAGUGUAUACAACCUGGGAUGCUUCGGCGGUGCCCUCUCAACGCUCUACACAGGAGACAAGCUGGGCCGACCACGGACAUUAAUGCUGGGCAGUGUCACUAUUGCACUCGGCGCAAUUGUACAGGCAGCUUGUUACAACGCGGAGAUGCAGUAUGCGGGUAGAGUCAUCUCUGGGCUAGGAACCGGCAUGAAUACCGCCACAGCUGGUGUUUGGCAAUCCGAGACGAGCAAGAUAUCAAGCCGGGGCAAACUGGUCAUCAUCCAAAUGGCCAACUGUAUCACCGGCUUCGCCAUUUCGAAUUGGCUUACUCUAGGGUUUAGCUUCGUGGAAAACUCAAGCUCGUGGAGAUUUCCGCUGGCAUUUCAACUUUUUUUUUCUGUACUUGUUUGCCUGAUGUGCCCCUUUCUUCCCGACUCGCCCCGCCUCCUCAUCCGUAAAGGGAAAUACGACGAAGCGUACGGCGUGUUGGCUGCCCUCCAUGGCAAUGGAGCUACGGUCAAUUCGCCUGAAGUCCGGACGCAGUUUGCCAUUAUCAAGGAGGUCCUCGACAAGGAAUACUCCGUCGAGUAUUCUUGGUGGCAACUUAUCACUGGAAGAGGUCCGGCCGGAGUGCUUCGGCGGAUGAUACUGGGAGCUUGGAUGCAAGCCAGCAACCAAAUCUCCGGCAUUAAUGUGACAAGUUACUAUAUGACAUACGUCUUCAUUAACGCCAUUGGGCUGAAUGAACUGACGGCGCGUAUCUUGGCCGCCGCCGGAUCGAUGGAUUAUCUCUUCUUCGCCUUCAUGGCAUAUUUCGUCAUAGAGAGAUUCGGACGGCGCAAGGUCAUGAUGUGUUCGGCGGCAGCAUGCUCAACUUGCUGGACCAUCAUCGCCAUCUGCAUGGGGCUGUCCGAGACAGGUCGGGCUGAUUCGUACAAAACGGGCGCUGUGGCUGUCACAUUCUUCUUCGUCUUCUUCGCCGCGUUCGCAAUGGGUGUGCUCGGGGUUCCCUGGGUUUACCCUACCGAGGUCAAUGCUUUAGCAUUCAGGGCGAAGGGUGCGAGUCUCGCCAUGUCCACCAAUUGGAUCUUCAAUUAUAUGGUCUCUCAGGUCACGCCUCCCGGUAUUGCCAACUUGGGUUACCGCUUUUGGAUCAUUUGGGCCGUGAUAUGCGCCGCAUUUCUUCCAAUCACUUACUUGUUCUAUCCAGAAACCGCCCACCGAUCUCUGGAGGAUAUCGAUCGCUUUUUCUUUGACAACAGGAGUGUCUUGGUGUUCAACAAUAAGCUAGCAGUGCAGCUACAAAGACCCUCCAUUUACGAGGAAGUCGACAGGCAGAUCGCACAGACGAACGAGAAAUUAGGCACUACCGAUCAGAAAUAUGUUGGAACUAGACUCAUUGAGAAUGGCGGCAAGGGGCAGGGCGACCACUAA
Molecule: messenger RNA, 1593 nt
Organism: Pseudomassariella vexata
Lineage: Eukaryota; Fungi; Ascomycota; Sordariomycetes; Amphisphaeriales; Pseudomassariaceae
Product: MFS transporter
Exons: 4
Coding region: 1-1593 (530 amino acids)
Biological process (GO): transmembrane transport; carbohydrate transport
Cellular component (GO): membrane
Molecular function (GO): carbohydrate:proton symporter activity
Source: RefSeq, a predicted model, not a curated record